Notolabrus celidotus (New Zealand spotty) is the source of this 2525-nucleotide messenger RNA. It is a transcript of the gene agt, whose product is annotated as angiotensinogen. Lineage: Eukaryota; Metazoa; Chordata; Actinopteri; Labriformes; Labridae. Gene Ontology annotation, molecular function: serine-type endopeptidase inhibitor activity. The coding region runs from base 810 to 2201 and encodes 463 amino acids. Gene Ontology annotation, biological process: regulation of systemic arterial blood pressure by renin-angiotensin. The record is from RefSeq and is a predicted model, not a curated record. The transcript is spliced from 12 exons.
GAGCAGCUUCCCAUGUGUCUGCCACAGUUGUAACGACACGAGGGCUGACCUGAGAGACACAACAGGACGGUGAAAUAUUCAACGCUUUUAUCCAGAGCGACGUACAUACGAGAACAAGAACAACACAAGCAAAAAUCUAGACAAGAGGAAACAAGCUCAACACAAGAGUAACACAGUGCUUCAAGUCAGUUUGGGUCCAGGUAUUUCCAAGCAGUGUAGAGGCAAUGCACAAAAGAGCUGGAGCAGGAGCAGCUUCCCAUGUGUCUGCCACAGUUGUAACGACACGAGGGCUGACCUGAGAGACACAACAGGACGGUGAAACAUUCACAGACGCUUUUAUCCAGAGCGACGUACAUACGAGAACAAGAACAACACAAGCAAAAAUCUAGACAAGAGGAAACAAGCUCAACACAAGAGUAACACAGUGCUUCAAGUCAGUUUGGGUCCAGGUAUUUCCAAGCAGUGUAGAGGCAAUGCACAAAAGAGCUGGAGCAGGAGCAGCUUCCCAUGUGUCUGCCACAGUUGUAACGACACGAGGGCUGACCUGAGAGACACAACAGGACGGUGAAACAUUCAAAGCACGUCCACACAAAGCGGGUUGUGAGUCACAGCAGCAGAGCCCCUGACUCAAUGCUGCUUCAGUUAAUCAGUAACCAGAGUGGGAGCACCGGCUGGUCGGCCGGCUGGGUUAAAUUAGGGAGCAAAGGAGUCAGGACCUCAUUCAGGAUCUCACUCAGCAGCAGCAGCAGCAGCAGCAGCAGCAGCAGCAGCAGACACACACACGAAAGAUUCAUCAAACAAAAGGAAAAAUGAAGAUUCUACGGCCGUCGCUUCUCGCCCUCCUACUCUGCUUCUGCUUCUCAGGAAGCCAAGCAAACCGUGUCUACAUCCACCCCUUCCAUCUCUUUGCCGCUGAAAACGUCAGCUGUGAGUCUCUGCAUACUGAGACAUCCAAGCCUCUCAAGACACUUCCAGUGGCCCCCCUUGAUAGUGGAGUCCUAACACCAGACAUCCGGGACCAGUCAAAAGUGGACGCACAGAAGCAGAACAUCACAGAGAGGACGGCAGUUCUGGCACAACUUUUGAAUACUCAUGGUCUGAGGAUGUACCAGGCUCUGAGCAGCAGACAGCAAAGCACCAACACCCUCCUCUCUCCUGUCAACACCUACGGAUCCCUCGUCACCUUUUAUAUGGGAGCCUCCAAGAGUACAGCGAGCCCAUUCCAGGAACUCCUGGGCCUGAAAAUGGCCACCGACAGCGAGGACUGUGUUUCCUUAGUGAACGGACACAAGGUUCUCAAGACCCUGCAGAGCAUCAACUCUCUGGUGGAUGAUGGACCCAAGGAUGAAAUCACAACCCAGGUCUGGGCCUUCCCUCGCCAGGGUGCUGAACUUUCUGAGGACUUUAUUCAAGGCACACAGGACUUCUCUGACGCAUCGUUCAUCCGCAGUGUUGACUUCUCCAAACCUCAAGAGGCUGAGACGCUGGUGAAUAGCUUUGUGGAGAAGACAUCAGAUGGGAAGGUGAAAGGCAUUUUCAGUGAACUGAACCCCAGCAGCGACCUUCUGUUUCUUACGUCCUUUAACUUCCAUGGCAACUGGAGGACAGCCUUCCAACCAGAGAGGACCUCCAUGCAGGAGUUCCAUGUAGAUGAAACAACCACAGUGAUGGUUCCACUGAUGACCCACACGGGUCAGUACCACUACCUGAAUGAUAAGGUUCGUCGUUGCAAGGUUGUGAAGCUGUCACUGAGCAAGCGGUCCUACAUGAUGCUCGUCCUGCCUCAUGAAGGUGCUAGCCUACAAGAUAUAGAGUCAAAGCUUCUCACUGAUGCCAUGUCUGAUUGGUAUCAGAACCUCCAAGAAGGUCUGUUGGAGCUCACCCUCCCAAAGUUCUCCAUGUCUUCAGUGGCCGAUAUGCACGACCUUCUGACAAACAUGAAUCCAGAAGUUGAGGCCAAAUUGUUGGGCUCCCUGGCUGAGUUCAGCCAACUCAGCAACACGAAACCCUUCAAUAUAGACAAGGCGAUCCAUAAGGUUACGUUUGAGAUGUCAGAGGAAGGAGCUGAACCUCAGGACGUGAUCCAGGAAGCGGGAAUCCCACUCACACUGUCCAUCAAUCGGCCGUUCUUCUUUUCCGUCGUAGAGGGAGAUUCUAACGCCAUUCUCUUGCUGGGCAAGAUCACCAACCCAACCCUUUAGAGUUGAAACCACAAAAACCUCUGACAUUGAAAAUAUCUAAUAUACCAGGUCAACUUUUACAGUGUUUCACCAUCUGUAGUUUAAUAACACAGUAUUUAAAAGUCCUGUAGUUUCCUUUAACUUCUCUUCACAAGCUCAAUAGUCUCUGCGGUUCCCUGUUUCAGUAUUUAUGAAAACCUUUCUUUAAACUGAGCCUGUUGAAAUCCUAAUUUGUUUUUUCAUCUGUAAAAUGUAUAUUAGCAGAGUUCUGUAAGGUAUUUUUCUGUAGAGUAGGUACAGUAACUAGAUUCUCUAUGAUGAAUGACUAUUACAAUGUAUAUUAUA